This is a messenger RNA of Macadamia integrifolia, 1355 nucleotides long. Its product is annotated as 2-dehydro-3-deoxy-L-rhamnonate dehydrogenase (NAD(+))-like. The transcript has 5 exons. Lineage: Eukaryota; Viridiplantae; Streptophyta; Magnoliopsida; Proteales; Proteaceae. The record is from RefSeq and is a predicted model, not a curated record. The coding region runs from base 375 to 1175 and encodes 266 amino acids.
AAAAGAGAGAGAUAUAGAGAGAGAAAGAACACUGACAACAUGGCACUCAAGUGGGAGGACUGAAGAGAAGUCUCUCAAGUCCCACACAAUGCAAGAGCAAGAGCUCCUGGUGAUCAUUAAAGUAGCAGACACCGCCGACAGGGCGGAGGAAGUCGCCGGAACCACUCGACCCACCACCACCACCACCAUCACAUCUUUCAAAGUCUAAAAAAAAGAUUGAUUAUCUCUUCCAUCUUUCUCUAAAUCUGUAGGGAAAGAACUGAGCAAGUUGAGUACCGGGAGCUAGGACUUAAAGACAUACAGAGAGGGAUAGAUAGAGUUCAUCUUCCUCUUCUCCCUGUGUCCUCAUCAUCCAAGCACCUUCCCCUGCUACGAUGCGCAACAUGGGGAGUGCCGCAUCUUCCAGAGGCAUUGCUGCCAUCGUAGGCGUUGGACCAAAGCUUGGCCGCUCCAUAGCCCGCAAGUUCGCCCACGAAGGCUACACCGUUGCCAUUCUCUCCCGAGACCUUGAGAGACUUUCAACAUUUGCAGAUGAGAUCGCAAGAGAAGAGAAAGCCCAAGUAUUCGCGAUUCGCAUUGACUGCUCGGAAUCUCGAAGCGUAACAGAGGCAUUCGAAGGGGUUCUUUCACUUGGGUUCGUUGAAGUUCUGGUCUAUAACGCAUACCAACCGGCGUCAUGGCAGCCCACCAGUAUUAUCCACAUCCCAGUCGAUUCCUUCCAGAAAUCCCUUGCUGUCUCCACCGUCGGUGCUUUCCACUGCGCCCAACAGGUUCUUCCAGGCAUGGUGGAGAGAGGGAAAGGGACAAUCCUCUUCACCGGUUGUUCUGCUUCUCUCAAUGGCAUUGCUGGUUUCUCUGAUUUAAGCUGUGGGAAGUUCGCUUUGAGGGGUCUGUCGCAAUGCCUGGCGAGAGAGUUCCAACCAUUGGGGAUCCAUGUCGCUCAUGUUAUCAUCGACGGUAUCGUCGGUGCUCCAAACAGAUCAGUACCAUCAGCAUCAACAUCGACGCAGAGAUCGUUGGUGGGUCUUGGAGAACAGCAGCAGCAAAGCGGAAGAGUUGAAGGAUCGAUGGAUCCAGAUGCAUUAGCUCAGACUUAUUGGUAUUUACACAUCCAGGACAGAGCCGGUUGGACUCUAGAGAUAGAUCUUCGUUCUCCCUACCAGAGAUUUUUCUGAAAUCCCAGUUUCUUCUUCUUCUUCUUCUAUAUUCUGCUAUAGUGCUAUGUUUGGGUUUAUAUUUCAGGUAUUCUACAAAUUAGAAUCCCGCUUCGCGACUCAGAACUGAUCGAUCAUAAGGGCUUGUGCUUUGAUUUAAGAUUUCAGUAGUCUUAAUAUGGAUUUCUUAUGAUUAUUUUA